Molecule: messenger RNA, 1473 nt
Organism: Acanthosepion pharaonis
Lineage: Eukaryota; Metazoa; Mollusca; Cephalopoda; Sepiida; Sepiidae
Source: the annotation of a GenBank genome assembly
AUGUCCGGUAUUGUCCCGACAUCGUCCCGGCAUCGUCCUGGCAUCGUUCAGGCAUCAUUCAGGCAUAGUCCUGGCAUAGUCCCGGUAUUGUCCCGACAUCGUCCCGGCAUCGUCCUGGCAUCUCCCGGUAUUGUCCCGAUAUCGUCCCGGCAUCGUCCCGCAUCGUCCCGGCAUCCUGUCGUCCUGGCAUCGUUCAGGCAUCAUUCAGGCAUAGUCUGUCCUGGCAUCGUCCCGGCAUCGUCUUGCAUCGUCCCGUUCAGGCAUCGUCCUGGCAUUGUCCCGACAUCGUCCCGGCAUCGUCCAGGCAUCGUCCUGGCAUCAUCGGCAUCAUUCAGUCCCGGCAUAGUCCGGCAUCCCGACAUCGUCCCGCAUCGUCCCGGCAUCGUCCUGGAAUCGUUCAGGCAUAGUCCUGGCAUAGUCCCGGUAUUGUCCCGUCCCACAUCGUCCCGGCAUCGUCCUGGCAUCGUUCAGGCAUCAUUCAGGCAUAGUCCGGACAUAGUCCCAUCGUCCAUCGUCCUGGCAUCGUUCAGCAUUGUCCCGGCACAUCGUCCUGGCAUCGUCUUGGCAUCAUUUCCCGGCAUCGUCCUGGCAUCGUCCCGGUAUUGUCGAAUCGUCCAGUUCAGGCAUCGUCCUGGCAUCAUCUCUAAAAUCGCAUCCGUGUCCUUUGUUGACAUCGUCCCGGCAUCGUUCCGGCAAUCGUCCUGGCAUUUUCAUACGACAAAACCCUUUUCCCAUUGUCCCGACAUCGUCCCGGCAUCGACGAAAUCGUUCGUUCAGCAAGACCAUCUUGUUUCGUCCCGGCAUCGUUAUUUCCGUCGUCCUGGCAUGUUUAGCAUCGAACAAUAUUGCAUAGUCCUAACCUUUGUCCCAACUCCCGGCAUCGUCCCGCAUCGUCUUGGCAUAAGACGGCACCGGUAUUGUCUCGAGCGAAACGACGUCUUGGCAUUCCCAUCAUAUUCUGUUGGUCCUGGCGCAGGUCCCGGAUUGUCCCGAGCAUCCCCCGAACCGCUGCUUGGCAUCGUCCAGGCAUCGUUCAGGCAUCAUUCAGCAUCUGGCAUCGUCGACUCCUUGGCAGAGAAUACGUCCUCACCGAUCACUCAUUCAGGCAGUCCUGGCAUUAACUUGUUCCCAGCAUCGUCCCGCAUCGUCCUGGAAUCGUUCUUCAGGCAUGGGCAUAGUCAACCCAUUAUCUUAGUCCUGGCAUCGCCCAAAUGCAUCAAAUUGAACCCGACAUUCCCGGCAAUGAAGUCCUGGCAUCGUCAGGCUAUCUAUUUACUAAAUAGCCUUGUAGCAAUCCCGCAAUUUCACUCAAUUGAAUGGCAUAACCCGGAUUGUCAAUCGUCCCGGCAUCGUCCGGCAAAGUGGCAUCGUCCUGUUAGGGAAACGACUAAUAUUACGAUUACUAUCUAUCUAUCUAUCUAUCUAUCUAUCUAUCUAUCUAUCUAUCUAUCUAUCUAUCGUAUAAGCAGAUAA